Paramisgurnus dabryanus is the source of this 3120-nucleotide messenger RNA. Its product is annotated as protein mono-ADP-ribosyltransferase PARP11-like. The record is from RefSeq and is a predicted model, not a curated record. Gene Ontology annotation, molecular function: zinc ion binding; NAD+ poly-ADP-ribosyltransferase activity. NCBI's taxonomy places the organism in Eukaryota, Metazoa, Chordata, Actinopteri, Cypriniformes, Cobitidae. Gene Ontology annotation, cellular component: nucleus.
GAAACAUUUACGCUUCGGGAUCUCGACACAGUAGCCGUUUCUCAAUGUCAAGGAUACUUCCUUGGCAGGACUAGUCCUUACAAGUCACUUCCUUCAGAGGCGAGGCGAGGCUCCUUUUAAGCAUUCGGAGAACACGUUAAAUGGAACAGGCUAGCAAGUGCACGUCAUUACGUCAUUACGUGAUUGAAAGGUGUGCUUUCGGUGCUGCGCGCAGAGGACUGUGGGUGAUUUCAGCGCGUGAAGAGCGCGAAGGAUACAAAUUUGCAUCCUUUCCUGUAUAUGGGAUAUUUGUCGAACGAAGGACUCAGUCCUUGGCUGAAAUUUCGAGGAUCCUCUACAUUGGAACAGUCCUUCGACGGACGUCGAUGACGUAGCAUCCUCGAAAUUCUAGCUUCCGAGGAUCCUUCCUUGACAUUGGGAAACGGCUAGUGUCGAAACGUGAGUUUCGCGGGAGCCAUCCCUAGCUCAAGCUUCACCGAGGCAGAGGUGAAGGACGCAUGACGUCAUUGCCGACCAAAGCGGAAGUGAAACCAACAACAUCAUAAGAAGUGGCAAACGAACGAAACGACAGCUUAUAAAAAAGAAAUGUUUGUUUUUAAACAUAUCGAUGAACGCAUCCUUGUUCAUCCUAAUAUAAGGAAUCGCGUUAUUUGAACAGGUGACGCCAGGAGGAAUAAAACAUUUUCUUAAAAUGCACUGCGUGGCAGACAAACAUCUAGAGUGCCCAGGAGUCUUUCAGAGACCCCCUGAUGAAGAGUCGUGUGAUGAGGAUAUGGACACACACGAGGCGAAAUGGCACUGGUUUUACCUCGCCGAGUGUGGUGUUUGGCAUAUGUUUGAAGAGGUUCCCAGCUCUGGUUGUUCUGUCACCAGUGAGCAAAUUGAACAGAACUACACAAAAAACCAACAUGGCUCAAUGGACUUCUAUACUGCAAAAUAUACAUAUAAAUUAGACUUUACUGCUAUGAAACAAGUAAAUAUGACAACUGGAAAAGAAAGGCCUAUCAAAAGAGCAUUAAAUUCAGUUACUGAUUUUAGAUUCAUCUGUGAUAAUUUGGCCCUCCCUGUUCCCAGUCACUGGGAAAAAGUUAAUACAGAUGAGCCCUAUCAGUUGAUUGCUUUAAACAGAGAUACAUUUGAAUACAAAGAAGUGGCCCGGUUAUACGAGAGAACCAUGAAUCAACCCCUCAAAUCCAUUCAGAGAAUACAGAACCUGGACAUGUGGGAGUUUUUCUGCAGGAAGAAGGCCCAGCUGAGAAAGAUCAAACGUGUUUUAGACGUUGAAGAAAAGAUGCUUUUUCACGGAACCGGUCACAGCAACAUACAGGCCAUAUGCAAGUACAACUUUGACUGGCGUCUUACUGGAAGCCACGGUGAUGUCUAUGGCAAAGGAAGCUAUUUUGCCCGUGAUGCCAAGUACUCCAGCAAGUUUUGUCAUUCGACAAGCAAACACAACUUUACCCUACAGAGACAUGGUCUAGCACCUCCUGUUUUCCAGAGUGACCCACCUUACAAGUGUAUGUUCCUGGCAAGAGUUCUAGUUGGGGAAUACACAGUGGGUCAUCCUCAGUACUGCAGACCGCCAUCUAAAGACAUGAGCAUUGCCAACUUCUUUGACAGCUGUGUUGAUGAUAUAAUGAACCCUAAGAUCUUCGUCAUAUUUGACAGCAACCAGAUCUAUCCAGAGUACCUUAUUGAAUUUUACUGACCAACACCGAAACACAAGAAAAACUGCAUAAACUCCAGACUCUGUUGUUUUUUAUUGGGAUGAACUUGAAAACUGAUUUUCCACUGUGGAGAUGGAAACGUAACGGAUCCAAGAAUUUGAAACCUGAAACUGCAGAAGUGCCUUUGGGGCAUUAUGAAUGAAUUUAUGAAUUGAAUACAAUAUGUAUUAUAUCUAAAUGUAGUGUAUUGUUUUAAUGAAACUCACAUGGGUUCACCUACAUGUUCAAUAUUUUGUAUAAAAACUUAGAUUGGACAUCAGUUCCUCUGGUAUAGAUGGUAGCAGUCUCAACCUACAGGUUUUGCAUCUCAUCGAAACAACAUUUACCAUUAUUAAGGCAAGGUUUGCACAGUAACUUAUUUAUUUAUACAAAUUAUUUCAAUUAAAUGAGUUUAGAAUUGCCGAAAAGACAUUUUCUGAAAACAAUGUAGUGGCCAAAAUUUUUUUGGUUCAUUUGUUAAGCUCCAUAUACAGGGAGUCAGACAGUAGAAAAAAAUGAAUAAUUGCAUGAAAGAUGCCUUACUAUAUUUUUUUUUCUUUAAUCUUUGAAUGUGUAGCAGUCCUGCCUUAUAUAUUUUAAUAUGUGUACAAACCCACUGAUCCUGUAUAGUUACAGUAAAACAUGGAUACUGGGUAUCCAAGAAAUGUUUUUUCUCAUUUGCAUAUGUAAUUUUUUUCUUUUCUACCUCAUUAUAUGCACAUUAGCUCCAGAAACAAAGGAAGAAAGUUAUGUGUUGAUGGCCAGUUGUCAAACCAAGUGAUAAAUGCUUGAGCUGUGGGAUUGUCUCAAACAUGCAUUUUCUAUGAGCUAAAGUGUAGAGAAAUAUAAAAAAAUUAUUUAAAAGGGCAUUUAUUUAUUUAACCGACACUUGUACACUUGCGCAGGAUAAUAUAUAAAAAGCAGAUGCAAUGCAAUGUCCAAUAAUACAAGCAGGACAAAAAUGCAAGGUUUAGACGCAUGGAGAAACAAAUCAAGCCUCAAUAACUUACCAGCAUUCCCAUUAUAUCACCAAACAACUUUCAUUUGAUAUAAUGGAUAUAUAAUCUUGAAGGUUUGUUGAUUAUUUUUUUUUCUAGCCAAAAUGCCCUGCACUGGCAAUUGUAUUGAUUCUUAGUAUUUAUAUUGAUUUAUUUAAAAAUGUUAAAUAUGUACUGUAUAAUUUGUUUUAUAACCACUUGUGGUUUUCUCGGUCCUAUACUCUAUCUGCACUGUAAAUGAUGCAACCAGUUACUGUUUGAUGAAUGUUACUUCAGUUACUUAAUUAUUUUAGUAAGAUUAGCACAAACUCACAACUUAAAAAAAAAAAAGACAAGUGUGACACACAAAUCUGAUUGCAAAUAAAUACCAUUGAGUGUAAAUAAAUCAUUUUGUGUUAAGUACAGCACAGUUGGAA